AUGGUUUCUACCAGCACCAAGGUCGGUCACGGCCUUGCCAAGGUGCUCGGCAUCAAGCUUGAUUAUCGCAAUGAGACAGAAGCCUCGAAGCUCUCCCGCGGCGAAUCUGUYUUCUCGGUCGACAGUGGCGACAGCUAUGUUGAAGAAGAGCCCACCGCUGGCGAAUGGCUCAGGUCCGUCGUUCCCACCGGAGGAGAAGUCAAGACGUACCUUCAUAACCUGGUUCCCUUCACACGUUGGAUCAUGCGAUACAACCUACAAUGGCUUUACGGAGAUCUCGUUGCUGGAAUUACCGUCGGAGCGGUCGUUGUACCGCAGAGUAUGGCGUAUGCCAAACUUGCAAAUCUUGCUCCCGAAUUUGGUCUCUACUCUUCAUUCAUGGGAGUGCUCAUCUACUGGUUCUUUGCGACUUCGAAGGAUAUCACCAUCGGCCCCGUGGCUGUCAUGUCUACGAUCGUUGGGAACGUGGUGAGCAAAGUUGCGGACAAGGCUCCUCAAUACGAAGGUCACGUCGUGGCAUCUGCCCUCGCCGUCAUUGCAGGCGCCAUCGUCUGUGCACUGGGCCUUGCUCGUCUCGGCUGGCUCGUGGAACUGAUUUCGCUUACUGCCAUCUCUGCAUUCAUGACAGGCUCCGCCAUCAACAUCGCCGCUGGACAGGUUGCGAACUUGAUGGGUCUUCAGACGAACAAGUCAACCCCGCCGGGCAGACUCAACACCCGCGACUCAACGUACCUGGUCAUCAUAAACUCGCUGAGAGCUCUGCCUACUGCGAAGCUCGAUGCAGCGCUCGGACUCACUGCUCUGGCGAUGCUUUACCUGAUCAGAUCUGGCUUUGCCUACAUGGCCAAGAGACAACCGYAGCACAAGAAGCUUUGGUUCUUCUGCAGUACACUCCGAACGGCAUUUGUGAUCUUGCUCUACACUCUAAUCAGUUGGCUGGUGAACCUUCACCUACCCGAUCACAACGCCAAAAAGUCGCCAUUCCAACUUUUGGGCGCUGUUCCCCGAGGAUUCAAGCACKCUGCAGUCCCUACUGUCAAUACUGAUAUCAUAAGCCUCUUCGCUAGCGAGCUGCCCGCCUCCGUUAUUGUUCUCCUUAUUGAGCACAUUUCCAUUUCAAAGUCCUUUGGAAGAGUGAACAACUACACCAUCGAUCCAUCUCAGGAGCUCGUCGCUAUUGGAGUCACCAACCUACUGGGUCCCUUCCUUGGUGCCUAUCCCGCCACUGGAUCAUUCUCUCGUACUGCCAUCAAAUCAAAGGCCGGCGUGCGAACACCAUUCGCGGGUGUCAUCACUGCGAUUGUCGUGCUCCUCGCAAUCUACGCUCUGCCCGCAGUCUUCUUCUACAUCCCAAACGCUGCACUUAGUGCAGUCAUCAUUCACGCCGUGGGUGAUUUGAUCACGCCUCCCAACACAGUCUACCAAUUCUGGCGGAUUUCGCCGAUUGAGGUCCUCAUUUUCUUUGCCGGUGUCUUUGUGACAAUCUUCAGCACGAUUGAGGAUGGCAUCUAUGUGACCAUUGCCACCUCCAUGGCCGUCUUUCUUUUCAGGGUCUUCAAGGCACAGGGCCGAUUCCUCGGACGCGUCAAGGUCCAUUCAGUCAUCGGCGAUCACUUGCUCGAUGGCGAGGAUGCAAAGCCCGGUGUCGUGAAGAUUGGAGCGGAAAGUGGAGCGGACAGUGACCCGAACAAGGGCUCUAGGAAUAUCUUCCUGCCAAUCGACCACAAGGAUGGUUCUAAUCCCUCGAUCAAGGCUGAGCAUCCGUACCCCGGCGUAUUCAUAUACCGAUUCUCGGAAGCGUUCAACUACCCCAAUGCCAACCACUACCUCGAUUUCCUCACCAGCACAAUAUUUCGCGAAACCCAGCGCACGAACCCGAACAGCUUUGCAAGACCUGGUGACAGGCCUUGGAACGACCCCGGUCCAAAGCUGGGCAAAGAGGUCGUUGUUGGCGAUACCAGACCGACAUUGAAGGCAAUCAUUCUCGACUUCUCAUCGGUGAACAAUGUGGACAUCACCUCGGUACAAAACUUGAUUGAUGUGCGGAACCAGCUUGAUCGAUACACUGCUCCCGAAAGAGUACAGUGGCAUUUUGCCUGCAUCAACAAUCGUUGGACAAAACGCGCGUUGGUGUCGGCUGGGUUCGGAUAUCCGGCAGUGGAGAAUGAAGCUACAUUCAAACGGUGGAAGCCCAUCUUCAGCGUUGCCGAGCUCGGAGGCUCGUCGAGUGCCGCUGCCUCAGCUGAGGAACGCGCGAAUCGAGAAUUCUAUCGACGAUCACAGAAGGAUGUCGAGCAUGCUCAGCGCGAUGUUGACAGCAUCAACCAUUCGGAAAGCGGAUCCAGCUCGAAUGACAUUGACAAGCAAUUACAAAAGUCGAACGCUUACGGCACAAUGUCCAACAACAAUCUCAGGGUUGCAGUCGUGCAGGGCCUGAACAGAYCAUUCUUCCACAUCGACAUAACCUCGGCGGUGCACAGUGCCGUCCAUAAUAUCGAGUUGCACCAAGGACCGCCUGCACCAUUGAAGAACAGUACGGUCGAGGCAAUACCAGAGAGCAUUCUGCAUCAAGAUGCUUCUCACGAUGUCAAAUGA
This is a messenger RNA of Ramularia collo-cygni, 2595 nucleotides long. RefSeq names its product probable sulfate permease 2. Gene Ontology annotation, biological process: transmembrane transport. Gene Ontology annotation, molecular function: secondary active sulfate transmembrane transporter activity. The transcript has 2 exons. The record is from RefSeq and is a predicted model, not a curated record. Bases 1 to 2595 code for a protein of 864 amino acids. NCBI's taxonomy places the organism in Eukaryota, Fungi, Ascomycota, Dothideomycetes, Mycosphaerellales, Mycosphaerellaceae. Gene Ontology annotation, cellular component: membrane.